GCGCGCAUGUAUUUACAUUUGUGCGUUUGCGCAUGCCCAACUGUGAGCAGCAAUUAUAAAAACUCGCGCUGGUAGAAGAGGCCAAGCGAACGCUAAGAGGGAAGCCAACAGAGCUGAAACUUCCGCCCAGUUCGCCCCCCCAGCAGAUGAACCGCCGGGAAGAUGAACCACCACAUAGGUUGCUCACCACACGGGUUUUUCACCACACGGGUUGCGCCUCACCAAUGCUGUUCGCAUCACACAUUAGGUGCGUCCCCCCCCAUGAGAAGCAAACCGACCUCAGGUUAAACCCAAUCUAAGCGAGCCAAACGCAACCCCCCCUUUUUUUGUACGCCCAAUAUGUGAGCCCCUUCAGAGGCAUAACUCGGAAGCAACAGUUUGAGCGCUCAAGAGGGUUAUAGUAACAAGUUGGGAAGAGGCACAGAGAAAGCCUUAACAGACAAUCGCAAAUUUUGCAGUGUUUGGCGCAAGUGAUCCACCCAAGUGGGGAGAGAAACGACCGCCAUUUUGUGGAAGCCCUAUCAAACAUGAGCACCCACAAAAAAAGGAGAGAGAGCGCCAGAUGUUUCCCAGCCAGAAGAAAAGACCAUCGUGCAAAAAUGUAAAUCAAAGAAAAAGGGAAAAUGAAAACCUUUGCCCUACUACACAAAUUGCAGGUGCACAAAUAUGUGCCGCGGACCGCCUUCACCUCUUAAUUUACGGAACGGAUAAGGGGGGCAUCUACGCCCUGGGGAGUAAGAAGCUGGCCAGGAGAAAAUGCCCAAGCACGGAGAUGGGGAAAAAGGAAAGGGUGCGCAAGUUGGUCAGCCGUUUUCAUAAAGGGGCCAUAACGAGCAUAAAGUGCGUAGUGGAGGAGGAUCUCAGGUGCAGGAGGGGAAGGAGCUGCUCGAGAGGAAGUAACGGCGCACGUUGCGAGGGAGAUACCCUGUACGUCUUCGUGGGGGACCAGCAGGGUGUGCUCUCCUGCAUCGUUUUGAAGAAAAAAGGGUCGAGGGUAAGAAGCGAGGCGGAUAUUCUCCUCAUCGAUAAGACAAACGGGCCAAUCAACCACGUAGAAAUUGAGCGAGACAUCAUUUUGGUCACCUGCGAAAGGGUUAACAUCAUUAUGAAUGCAGAAGAUGUGAUUGGCAAGAAGAAGGUUAACUUCAGCACCAUUGGGAAGAAAGAAAACAGCUCUUAUUAUCGGUCUGUAUUUUGCAAGGCCAAGGGGGGGAGGGGGUGCCCGUCCAUUUUGAGUUUGAGGAAAAAUGGGCGCGUGUGGCUGAGCCACGGGGAGAGGGUGAUAAGCACGCUGGUAUUUUACUACCCCUCUGUUUAUUUUUUCUACUUGUUCUUUAAGGCGGGGGGUAGCGGCGGGGGCAGCGGAAUGGAUAGCGGCGAGGUUAGCGGCAUGGAUAGCAGAUGUGCGAGUGACGGGGUUCGCCCAAACGGUGGCGGACCCCCCCGCCCAUUCCACGUGUACCAAAAGGAGCUCAUUAAGAAUGCCCACUUUACAAUUCUGCUAAAGAAAGUUUUAACAAAAUUUACAAACUUCUCCCUGGCGCUAAGACCGAAUGCGAACGUGUGUUACAAGAUAGAUAGGGACCACUUUCUCCUGUUUGAGUUGGCCAAUCCGUUUAGGUCCUUCCCGAGUGGAUCUCCAGAUGCCGGCGCGGGGGAGCUUCCAAGGAGCGACGAGCAGGGGAGUCUCGCCCAGUUGCGAAAGGAUAUCGGCUUGAUAAGAAGUUUCAUCGAAAGGGAGGUGGAAAAUGGAACGAAGUCCGGAAGGGAAGGCGUAAAGGAGGACACUAAGGAGGACGCAAAGGAGGACGCAAAGGAGGACGCAAAGGCGGACGCAAAGGCGGACGCAUCGAAUAGGGAGGAAGCAAAAUGCCUGUCGUUCCUAAGGGCCAAUUUGGACGAGGCGGAAAAUAUUCUGCGCAGAAUUAAGAGCAAAAAAAUAUUGGUGAUAAAUAUUAAGAGCAUCGAAAUAGAGGAGAUGGUGGACCUCCAUGUGGGUUCCCUACCCUGGGGGUGCAACGACAGGGGAGAGCAACCACAAUGGGGGGGAGCCCCUUGCACAGGUAGGAAGAGUGCCCAUAAGUUGGGCAAACAGGAAGGGGAAGAAACACAGGGAAAGGUUCCCUGUGGAAAAGCAAAUAUAGGGUUGCCCCCCCAGGAGGAGGACACCAGAAAAUGUGUUUCCCCGGAAGAAAGAGACCACAGGGGGGAGACCCCGCACCCAAAGGAUGAACCCCGCAAAGACAGUGAAACAGAAAAUGAAACAAACAGAAGAAGAGAUCCCGAUUGGAAAUAUUCUUCCCCCAAUCAGGUAAUUGACUCGGUGAAGUGGAAAAAGAAAAUCUUCCUGUUGUACUUUAACCCGAACAUGAGCGACGAUUUUUACGUUGCUCAGAACAUAAGUGACGUUUUUUUCUCGCCAUACGAUGUGAUACCAAGGGGGGGAGGAGAAGGAGUCCACAGGAUAGAAGAAGACGCAGGGGAGGGGAAAGCACAAGAGGGGAUACAUUUCUACCUUUGCGAAGUGCUAACUGAAGAUAACUUCGAAUUGGUAAUGUACCUCCCACGCGAAAUAGAAAAAGUGACCCACUUGGAGAGGCACUCAUUCCACAUGCUGCUCUUCCAUGUGAAUCACUUUUUGGAUUACCUAAACGCAAAAAGGGAUUCCCUAGAUGCAAAUUUUAUUUUCCACGUGGAGAAGGACCUCGUACCAGUGGAGGAAGCUCCCUGUCUGGAUGACCAAAUGGGUCAGGUGCUUUUAAAAAACAUAGAAGCUGCAAAAAAGAAUAUAAAGAAUUUACUUUUCGCGACUCAGAAGAUGAAAGCAACUGGGGGUGGUUUGCUCACAGAUAAUAAUUACCUACAGGGGGUGGACUUCUUCCACGGCGUGUAUGCUCCUGUGAACCCCCCCUAUUUGCAUGUCAAUGUGAAGAAGGCAAAAAAGCUGUAUAGCCGUAUGAGGAGCGCCGUGGUGAAGUACAUGCCCCUGUUUUGCCAGGUCGUUACGUGCGAGGUGUUUCCAGACGCCCCUCGGAAGGGGCCCCUCCCCUGCGCAAACGAGUUCGACUUCGACGCGUGUUCAAACCAUUAUAACCUCCCCUCGUGCGUAGCCCUCAUUCGGAGCACCCCCCACCUGCUGUUUCAAUUUCUGCACUACUUCCACAUCUUUGUCCACCUCGAACUUGUCAUUACGAGUUUUAUCCACAGAGAGAAUUACAGCUUUAGGAAUUUUCCGACGUACGUGCUGGAGAGGAGGCUACUAGGCGGGGGAAUUUCCCCUACCCCACCUGCACAUGUUCAUGCGGAAGUGGGAGUCGAACAGAGAGGAACACUCAACCGGUUGAGAAGUUACGCAGCGGAACAGUUAAAAGGAGUAGAUGGUAGUUUGAAUCUGCUCCCUCACCAGUUUGCGAACAUAUCGGGGGGUAGAAGCGUUGGUAGGCAAAAUAGAGGAAACCCAAGUGGAAGAAUAGGCUGCGAUCCCUUUGUGGACUCCCAGGGGGGCUGCUCAAAGAAGCGACACCAUCUGUUUAGGGUAAAAGGAAAAACAUACCAAGGAGGGGUCCCAUUUGAUGGGGGAAACACCUUUGACGUGUUUGACCAUCUCCUUUUUGUGGUGAAGGGGUGCUCCAAAAAGGGGGGUUCCCCCAGGGAGAGACUUCCAGAUGGAGUCCCUCUUCCAGCGUACGCAGCCCACCUGUCGAGGAAGGAACUCUUCUUCGAAUGUAACAGGAGGAUAACUCGCGAGGGGGUCCUCCGAAAUGUGCCCCCCCUGCUGCACACCUUGUACGUGUACCGAAGGUGGAAAAGGGGCAUCAUACCUAAAGUUGGUGAGCGGUUUGAGUGGCCGAGGCGGCCCGGCAAGAAAGAAACACGCAAGGAAGGCAGAAGAAGAGCGCCCCCUCAAAUGAGUCGCCUUACACGAUUGUGUCAAGUGGGGAGAGCACUUCUUUCCCCCCAUGCAGAGCACAAAUACGUCGAGCAAAGGCAGCUACUGGAGAAUGGGAAAAGUUCCUGCACCCAAUUUGAAGAGCAAAAAGGAGGGCCCCCCCCAAUUGGAGGUGAUCCGCCCGAUGAGGGGACCCCAAGGCAGCAGAGCGAAUUGCUUAAAAUGGUUAACCUGAGGAAGCUUUUAAAAACGUACAUGGAAAAUGCCAGUUGCAGGAAAGGCAUCCUAAAGGACCAAAUGACAAUACAAAACUUUUUGAAGUGCACAGAGAGGUUAUAUUUUUACCGCAAAGUCACCGAAGGGGUGUACGUAGUAAACCUUAAUGAGUAUCGCCAGAUUUAUGAGUGCCUCUUUCUAUACGAAUUAUUCGUCAAGCUGUUUAGCACGGAAAUUGUUUUGUUCCUCCUGCACUCUGAUUGUAAGGUUAAGCUGGGAGUGAAGGGUAAGGAAGACCGUGGGGGGGGUCUCCAAAAGGGGGAGAGCCACCAUAAGGGGGAGAUCCACCAGAAGGGAGAGAUCCACCAGAAGGGAGAGAUCCACCAGAAGGGAGAGAUCCACCAGAAGGGAGAGAUCCACCAGAAGGGAGAGAUCCACCAGAAGGGAGAGAUCCACCAGAAGGGAGAGAUCCACCAGAAGGGAGAGAUCCACCAGAAGGAAGAGAUACACCAGAAGGAAGAGAUACACCAGAAGGGAGAGAUACACCAGAAGGGAGAGAUCCACCAGAAGGAAGAGAUACACCAGAAGGGAGAGAUACACCAGAAGGGAGAGAUACACCAGAAGGGAGAGAACCACCAACAGGGCGUGGUAAACAUCGUGGGCAAUAGACAAAUGAAGUUUUUCCAAAAAUGGAAUGAGCACAUCGUACGGAAUGACAUCCUGCUGAUGGAUAUUCUCUUCGGGUUUUACUACAACUCGGAGGGGAGUUCGAACGCGGAUUUGAAGUCCUUCGUGAGGAAGUUUUCUAACUUUGGCUAUUUAGCUGAGUAUGUUAGUUACGUGAAGGGGGGGGAAGCGAAGGGGGAAAGCGGCCACGUUCCGAAUGGGACUUCCUUCCUGUUCAGCUUCGAUGAAGCGGCUCGGAAGAGCAGCGACGUCGAGGAGCACGCCAAAUGUUGUAUGGGCAACUCACACAGGGGGGGCCUCUCCCCGGCCUGCAUCGUUCGAAAGCGGUUAGACGGAUCGCAUACCCUACGAGGCGGAUCAACCCCGCAUGGCAAACCUUCCUCUGAACAAAAUUCUUACCAUUGGGCUGACCCCGUUGAGGGAAAAAAAGGAGGGAGAAACCAUCUGAAGAGAGCGAAAAGGGAGGCCUACCGCCUCCACGUGGAGACCUUCCUGAGGAUGUAUACCCGUCUGGAGAAGAAGCACCGCUGCAAAAAACGCCAGCGGGGUGUGCGCGUAUUCCUUUUUUUUAAAAAUAUUGAUGUGUACAAUUUUGUGAGAGUCGUUUAUCAGUUGUGCAGGGAGAGAUACCACGAUGAGCUCCCUUCAUCUGCAUGGAGGGAGGGACAUCCAAAUGGGGAUCCACUCAGAAAGAAGAAAAAACCCAUUAGGAACUCCCACAAGGUGUCUGCCCACAUUGGCGGCAUUCUACGCAGGUAUGAAGAAUCAAGUGGGUUAAAAAGGGUGAGCAGUGCCUCUCACAAAUUUGUGAAAGAUUUGAUGGUGGCGGAAGGGACAGAUGAGCCCCACGUGGAGAUCCUUAACCAGCGGAGCGUCGAACUGUGUUUGCAGUAUGUACGCCAUCUUAUAAAAGGGCAAACGGUUUGCAGUCAUUCUCCGGGAAGGAAGAAGAAGAUGUCCCUUUUAGUGUGCAAACUAGCGCAUCUACUCCGCAUGCUGAAUUGGCGAAAUGCGUUAUCUGCCCUUUUAGAUUUAUACAAGCGUCUCUCUUGCGAAGUUUUCUUUUUCACUCUCCUUUUGGAAAGGCAUUCAACAGAAUUGGGAGGGAGGGCUCUCCUUCUGCUCCACAGGAACUAUUCCUCGGUGCUUAGGAAGAGUCGAAGCUACGAAGACGUAGUUAUGCAUAUGUUGCUGAACGUAGGAAAAAACAGUGGGCACCAUUUCAGCAUAAUGAUUAUCACAAUUAUGAAGUACUUUUUUGAAAAUAUUUUUUUUUUAAAAAAUGUGUGUGUAAAUUUGGAGGACGUUAUAACAAGAAGGUAUUCUUCCCUAUUUUUGUGUUUCUUCAAAAAUGGAAUGUUCAAAAGGGAAUGCAUUUUCUCUGCACAUUUGUUCAAGUCGUUUCACACAAGCGACAGUUUUUUUUUUUCUGACCAUUCCUUUGUUAAGUACGUUUUUAAACGUUGCUAUGAGUGUAUGAAUUUGCAGAGCGGCAAUUUUUUAAUUGCAUUAAAUAAUUUGCUGCAUCACCAUUUUUUGAAAUUGUUUCAUUUUUUUCAAGUAAACUGUUCGUCUUUUUUGCAUGUGCAUUUUUCUUUUUUUCUGUUAAUAUCUUAUUUUUAUGUUGGCUAUUAUGCGCCUGUUUACCCCCUUUUGCGUUUCUUUUGGGAUACGUUUUGUUCCCUCUUGCCCCAGUUGAAAAUUUUAAAUUGCAAGAAAUGGGAGCCACAAAGUAGUACAGUGUCAAGGGAGGGAGGAGAGGCCACUCCGACGGGCCAUCAAAACGAUAGGAGAAUUUUCACUCAAGUGAGGUGCCAGGAUAUCAACCCCUCGGAGGAAGACCUACUGCACAGCGUUGACUACCUCGCCAAUUUCUUUUUCGAGAUGUUAAUCAAAUUCCUGUGCGAAGUGAACCACAAGGUGUGCAGCAAGGAUGUCCAUCUGCUCAUUCGUAACACCGGCAAGAAUGAAGAAGUGUAUUUAAAGGCCUCCGAAUUUGUGAACAACUUUUAUGGGUCAUGCGAACUUGUGUGCAGCAGGUGUGGGGGAAGCGGACCAGGCGAAACCUUCCACAAGGAGGGAGCAGGUACAUGCAGAAGAAAAAAUAUCGGCGUACAGAUUUAUGACCGGCGCGGAAAGAUUCACACCCUCGUGGAAAUGCUCAACUCCUUUUUUGGGGUGCUCUGCUGUUUGCAGUCGGUCAAAAUUAGCCUCAAAAAGGGGCGCGCCGUUUUUGUGCGUACCAAUAGGCACUACAGGAAGUACCUGCUGGGUAUAAUUUGCGGGCUGUUUGGCGGCUCCCCGGAGGGGGGCGCUAAAGGAAGCGGCGAGGGAAGCGGCAAGGGAAGUGGCAAGGGAAGCAGCUGCGGCGGAGGACUCCGCUGCGACACACCGGGCGGACGGAGCACAAGUGGCACCCCCCGCUGGAGUCGCGGCUCCCUAAGCGCCCUCACCUGCGCGCUGUGCAUCGCCCACUUCGUCAGUCACUUCAAACACAUCAAAGGAGAGGUGAUCAAGAAAUUCAUCUUCAUGCUGGACUACUUCUUGGCGAACCAGGACUCCCCAUACCUUGAGCAGCAACACUGGGGAUACACACCCCAGAAAAAUAUACACCAAAUUUACAAAACGAUCGUAACAAACUUGCCCACAAGGGUGUUGCCGGUUAAGUGA
Messenger RNA from Plasmodium vivax (malaria parasite P. vivax), 7462 nucleotides. RefSeq lists its product as hypothetical. Lineage: Eukaryota; Apicomplexa; Aconoidasida; Haemosporida; Plasmodiidae. Bases 563 to 7462 code for a protein of 2299 amino acids. The transcript is spliced from 2 exons. The record is from RefSeq and is a predicted model, not a curated record.